Molecule: messenger RNA, 1922 nt
Organism: Limanda limanda (common dab)
Lineage: Eukaryota; Metazoa; Chordata; Actinopteri; Pleuronectiformes; Pleuronectidae
Product: zinc finger and SCAN domain-containing protein 2-like
Exons: 3
Coding region: 118-1329 (403 amino acids)
Biological process (GO): regulation of transcription by RNA polymerase II
Molecular function (GO): RNA polymerase II cis-regulatory region sequence-specific DNA binding; DNA-binding transcription factor activity
Source: RefSeq, a predicted model, not a curated record
GUGAGCUGAACUCCUGCCAGCGUCUCUUGAGAAUAGUCACAACAGAGACGAUCUGUGGAGCUUCAUCAGCCCGGGACUGUGUUUUCUGGGUCCAGCUGAUGUGUCUUUGAAUGCACCAUGAAGCCGCAGCUGACCGGGAUCAGGACGCGACCCCCCACCACACAAGCGGCCGGAGACGAGGCUGCUCUGUCCCUGGAAGAGGAGCUGGUCGCGGCCAUACACUCCGCUUUCGAGGUGGCCGUGCAGAUCGCAGUCAGCCAGGUGAAGAAGCUGCUGGGUCAUGCGACGGGCGACACGUACGAGGACGUGCGGCGGGAGAACGAGUCCCUCAGGCGCAGGCUGCAGAGGGCUGAAGCCAUGCUGGAGCCAAGUGGAGUCUCUCUCCCGUCCACCGAUCACCCGUCUCCGGCUAAACUCAGUCCUGCAGCGGUCGGCGUGCACAGUUUCAGAGGUAUCCCAGAAGUCACUCAAGCAAUUUCCCAUGUUAGUUUGGUGAAGGCAGAAAGCGUCAAGCAGCCCUGUCAGGAGACGACUGCUCACCAUGUGGCUCCACUCCCCAGCAGUGAUGCAAUGUCCCCUUUAGAGCAGAUUACAGUAAAGCAGGAGAAGCAUGAAGAAGAGGAGGAGGAUAGAGAUAGUUUAGAUUGCUGUUUAGACUCAAUCAAAGUGGAGGAUUUUAGCCUGGAGUCUGUGUCCGAGUGGGAACAAGAAGUGCUGGAUCCUCCGAGCCAAGACCUGAAACCCCAGCUGUCCUGCACCACGGCUCAGGCUCAUCCUCCAAACAUGACCCCAGGCCUUCCACCGCCCACAGAUCUCCCCACCCUCUCUUCUGAGUUUCCCAUCUUCCAGCUGGAAGAACCGGCUCCGACCCCAGAGCUUCGUCCACAGACUUAUGGAGUCCACGUGAGGACCAGCAUGUACUCCUGCAAGCUCUGCGGCCAGACCUUCCACCUGCCCAGCUUGCUGCGGCGUCACUCUGGCCAGUGCCAGCAGAAGCACCAGCAGCGUUGUCCGCCGCCCACAGCUGGAAGGAAGAGGGGAAGACUGCAGCUUUACCCUCCGGGCUGCAGCCCCUACCGCUGCACCGAGUGCAACCGAGACUUCAACCGCCUGGAGAACCUCAAGACCCACCUCCGCAUACACACAGGAGAGAGACCAUUCACCUGCUCCGUGUGCUCCAAGUGCUUUCGUCACUCUGGUGCAUUAACCAGGCACUUCCGUAUCCACACUGGAGAGAAGCCGUACCUCUGCGGACAGUGUGGGAAGUCGUUCAGAAACUGUGGGGGACUUAAAUUCCACCAGCGUGUACACAACAAGCAGCUACAGUAAAGAGGGACUCAAUGGUAUUAAGGUCUUCAGGACCAACCUAUUUGUGUGUGAUACAAUCAGCUGAAUUAUUUUUGUGCUCGAUAAUUUUAUGUUUUAAAAUCUAUUUCCACUUGAUAUAUCCCUUAUACACAUAGUAGCCUACAAGAGCAUUGAUAAUUUAAUGCUAUAAUAUAAACAGACAAAAAUGUUACUAUCAUAUAUUAAAAAAAUGAGCAAAACGCAAACAGUCCCAAUCUUUCAUUAAGUCUAUCAACAUGUCAGUGUUCCAUCAGAGUGACUGAUGACCUCUCCUGUUCUGUCCCAUUUUUUCUGCCAAGUCUCCCAUUUGACAUUACAGCUAUUUAACCUCUCUUUCCCAGAAAGCAGCUUCACAGCAAAUUAUUAUUGAUCUGCUUUCAUUUCAGUGGUGAUGUCCUGUGAUUUAGUGACCUCUUGGUAGAAAAAGGACAAAGUCUCUUAUUCGGCUAUUUAGCUGCGUACUGUCCACAUUAAUGAUUUAUAGAUAUGUGCAAGCUUUUAAUUCAUUUGUAAAUGUAAAUGCCAUUUAUUUAACGGAUAUUAUGAUUAUUAAAUUAUUUUUCUUUGGCGGCCAA